Molecule: messenger RNA, 3285 nt
Organism: Papilio xuthus (Asian swallowtail)
Lineage: Eukaryota; Metazoa; Arthropoda; Insecta; Lepidoptera; Papilionidae
Gene: Rpn2
Product: Regulatory particle non-ATPase 2
Exons: 2
Coding region: 122-3124 (1000 amino acids)
Biological process (GO): proteasome-mediated ubiquitin-dependent protein catabolic process; regulation of protein catabolic process
Cellular component (GO): nucleus; proteasome complex; proteasome storage granule
Molecular function (GO): enzyme regulator activity
Source: RefSeq, a predicted model, not a curated record
GCUUAUGGUGGACAAAACGAAACGAAUUUGUCAAAUCAUUCUCAGCGUAGGGAUUAGUUUAUAACAAGAAAAAGUGUUCGCUGUUUAUUUUAAUAGAAAGUUAAACAGAAAUUAAACUAAAAUGAAUAUCACAUCAGCCGCAGGGAUUAUAUCCCUGCUCGACGAACCUAUGCAUGAAGUGAAAGAGUUCGCAUUGAAACGAUUGGACAAUAUCGUUGAUCAAUUUUGGCCUGAAAUUUCUGAAUCUAUAGAGAAAAUCGAGAUACUGCAUGAAGACAAAGUGUUUUCACAACAUCAGCUUGCAGCGUUGGUGGCCAGUAAGGUGUACUAUCAUUUGGGUGCCUUUGAAGAUUCACUGACGUACGCACUCGGUGCAGGUGACUUGUUCGAUGUAAAUGCAAGAAAUGAAUAUGUUGAUACCACAAUUGCAAAGGCAAUUGACUUCUAUACUCAGAAACGCAAGGCUUUGUUCGUGGAUAAUUCAGCGGAGACGAUCGAUCCUCGCUUGGAAGCCAUCGUGAACCGGAUGUUCCAGCGAUGCCUCGACGAUGGACAGUACCGUCAAGCCCUGGGCCUUGCCCUGGAAACUCGUCGCAUGGAUAUCUUUGAAGAGUCCAUCAUGAAAUCUGAUGAUAUAUCAGGUAUGCUCCAAUAUGCCUUCACAGUUGCGAUGAGUCUCCUUCAAAACAGAGGAUUCCGGAGCACAGUCCUUCGUUCCCUUGUUGGUUUAUAUAGAGGUCUGAACAUCCCUGAUUACGUAAAUAUGUGUCAAUGUUUAAUUUUCCUUGAGGAUCCAUUAUCAGUUGCUGAAAUCCUUGACAAAUUGACCCAUGGACCACAAGAAUCUGUCCUCAUGGCUUAUCAAAUAGCCUUUGACUUGUAUGAUUCCGCCACUCAACAAUUUCUAGGCAGAGUGUUGCAAGCUUUAAGAACAACUGCACCAAUACCCAGUGCUCUUGGUGGUAAACCUCAACCUCAGGGUGGACCCUUCCCAGAAUCUUCCAUGGAAGUAGACCAGACACCAACUGAGGAGGCUAAAAAACCAGAGAGAGAUAUCGAAAGCCUGAAUGAUGAAGAGAAAGAGCACCAGAAAAGAGUUGAAAAAUUAAUUUCUAUAUUAGGUGGAGAUGUAUCAAUAGGUUUGCAAUUGCAGUUCUUAAUUAGGUCAAAUCAUGCAGAUAUGUUAAUCUUAAAGAACACAAAAGAUGCAAUUCGAGUUUCCAUAUGUCAUACAGCAACAGUCAUAGCAAAUGCCUUUAUGCAUGCUGGAACAACCAGUGAUCAAUUCUUAAGAGAUAACUUGGAAUGGCUCGCCAGAGCAACCAAUUGGGCAAAGCUAACAGUAACAGCUUCUCUAGGAGUCAUCCAUAGAGGUCAUGAAAAUGAGUCAUUGGCUCUCAUGCAGUCUUAUUUACCAAAAGAAGCAGGACCAUCAUCAGGCUACUCGGAAGGUGGUGGCUUAUAUGCUUUAGGUUUGAUUCACGCUAACCAUGGUGCCAAUAUCAUUGACUAUCUUUUAACACAACUAAAAGAUGCUCAGAAUGAAAUGGUACGUCAUGGUGGAUGUCUUGGCCUCGGUCUGGCAGCAAUGGGUACCCACAGGCAAGAUGUCUAUGAACAGCUUAAAUUUAACUUGUAUCAAGAUGAUGCAGUCACCGGAGAAGCUGCAGGUAUCGCUAUGGGCAUGGUAAUGCUGGGUUCAAGAAAUGCAGCAGCCAUAGAAGAUAUGGUUGCGUAUGCUCAAGAAACUCAGCAUGAAAAGAUCUUGCGUGGUUUAGCUGUGGGCAUUUCCUUUACCAUGUAUGGAAGGCUUGAAGAGGCAGAUGCUCUUGUUCAACAACUAUUGAGAGAUAAAGAUCCAUUGUUGCGACGAGCUGGAUGUUAUACUAUCGCGACUGCUUAUUGUGGUACUGGAAAUAACGAUUCUAUUAGAACUCUACUGCAUGUUGCAGUUUCUGACGUCAAUGAUGAUGUACGUCGUGCGGCCGUGACCGCUCUCGGAUUUUUGUUGUUUAGAACUCCUGAACAAUGCCCAUCAGUUGUGUCACUGCUGGCUGAAUCAUACAACCCUCAUGUACGUUAUGGCGCUGCUAUGGCCUUGGGCAUUGCAUGCGCCGGUACUGGUAAUCGUGAAGCUAUUGGUCUUUUGGAGCCCAUGGUCAAAUUUGACCCCGUUAACUUUGUAAGGCAAGGAGCCUUGAUUGCAUCUGCAAUGAUACUUAUUCAACAAACUGAAACACUUUGCCCGAAAGUUACUUACUUCCGCCAACUGUACGCUCAAGUUAUCUCCAAUAAACAUGAAGAUGUCAUGGCUAAAUUCGGAGGCAUUUUAGCUCAAGGUAUUAUUGAUGCAGGUGGACGUAAUGUCACUGUAUCCCUUCAGAAUAGAACUGGGCAUAUGAAUAUGUUGGCUGUAGUAGGUAUGUUAGUUUUUACUCAGUACUGGUAUUGGUUCCCUCUGGCUCACUGCCUCUCACUAGCCUUUACCCCGACCUGUCUGAUUGCACUUAACUCUGAUUUGAAAAUGCCUCAACUUGAUUUCAAAUCUAAUGCAAAGCCAUCACUUUAUGCUUACCCUGCACCAUUGGAGGAGAAGAAGCGUGAAGAGAGGGAGAGGGUUACCACCGCCGUGCUGAGUAUUGCCGCUGCCAGAGCGCGCAGGAGGGCGCACGGCACUGAUAGCUCCAGCAGCAGCAGUGCCACAACCUCAACUACUUCGAAAAUGGAAGUUGAGGAGGAAGAAAAGAAACCAACAAAAUCACCCAACCCUAACAUAACUGUUCACGGUAAAUCUGACAAGGAUGCUGGAACAUCAAAGGAAAUUAAAAAGGAAGAAAAAGAAGGCGAUGAAAAAGAGGCUAAAGAAAAGAAGGAACCGGAGCCUAACUUUGAAAUAUUGAACAAUCCUGCGAGGGUUGUGAGGCAACAGCUUAAGGGCAUCACAGUUGUUGAAGGUUCCGGAUUCAUACCUUUGAAGGAUGUUACAAUUGGAGGUAUUGUGAUGUUAAACCAUUCCGGUGAUGUGGAGCAAGUUCUUGUCGAGCCAGUCGCCGCAUUUGGCCCGAAGACCGAAGAGGAGAAAGAACCCGAGCCACCGGAACCAUUUGAGUACUUGGAUGAUUGAUAUUGUCUCUUCACUUAAAGUUCUUCAUGUUACUAGCGUUAGGACUACAUGAAUCAUAAAUGUAUUGAACAAGUUUAUAUAACAACAUAGAAUAUUAUUGAAGUACAUACUAACUGGAAAUUAUUGAUGUGUUUUCUGUGAAAUAAAUGAUUAAAAUUAAA